ACCAGUAGAAUAACUGCAGUCGCUUUUGAUAGCUCAGAAGCGGGUAAACAUUAGAAGAGAAACAUCGCGUUUUCGUUUUAGCGCAUUCAACGUGUUUUUUGUUCCUUAUUUGUUCUCGAUAAAAAAAUAUUUUUUACAUAAGUAAAAAACAGGCCAAAAGACCAAAAAUCGCAAUAAUAUAUAUGUGUAUGUAAAGGUUUAAUAUUAGUUAAUGAGACAAGCAUACUCAUACAUACAUUCGUAUGAACAUAUUCAAGUGUAUAAAGUGUGUGAUUUAAUUGAAAAACUACUUUAUCUCUUGUCUGCUAAACUUGAACAAGCGAUAACUAUUUGUUCACAUUGAACAAUUGAACUGACAAAUGACAAAGUCGAAACUAAAAAAUCACCGCGUAAAACCAAAUUUAAGGUGCACCAAAAGAAAACAAUCAAAUUAAGGUCAUUGCAAGUAUAGAAUAAAAAAACAUAGAAAUAAAAACAAAAAUCGCCAGUGUAAUUGGAAAGUGCAAGUAAAUGCAAAAAUCGAAUUGAAACAACAAAAUAACAAAAGUUAAGCAAAGCGAGCAUAAUUUUUUUACGACAACUGAACUGAACAAGUUUGCUGUGGAGGUGUAUGUGUGUGCGUGUGUACGUGCAAAUUGAAUUGACAGCAGGACGUGUUAAAUAACAGUGUGCAGUGUGCCGGCGGCGGAAGUGCUCUUGAACUUGAUAAUUACAUUCUGUAACACAUACAUACGUACGUAUCUCUGCAUUUUGGAUUUUGAGAGAAUCUGUGUGAGAUUGUGUGAAGGAGAGGACAUCGUACAGAGAAAGAAACACGUUUGCAGGAGUGCGCUGCCGUGCAAUAAGCAGAAAACACAUUUCAGUGUCAAGGAUACCGAAUUUCGUAUAAUUGUUGUCUGAUUUUGUUGUCUUUGCAAAAAAAAAAAAAAGCGUAAAAAACAAUAUGGAUGCACUGGGAGAUUUAUUGGCGCCAUAUAGUGAGUUGAUUGCGAAAGUGGCUGGAACUAUAACAACUUUACAAUUUCUCUCUGGUGUACUUCUCUUGAACGAUAUUCGAAAAAGGGGUCGCAGUGAUGGAUAUCCUCCCGAUCCAUUUCUUGGUGGUGUUGUCCUCUCGAUUCUCACUCUAAAAAUGGGUACACUAAUGGGUGAUUCUGCUACUAUAUUGGUGAACAUUGUAGGCUUCGCCAUUAGCGUAGUUUUCUUGUCAGCAUUCUAUUGGUUUGCGUCCAAUGAUUUCAAAAUGAAAAUUUGGUCGAAGAUUGGUAUUGCCGGAGCUUUUACAGUGGCUUGCUUGACAUAUGCCGCAUAUGAAGACCCACACAAGAUUGAAUUCCGCUUUGGUAUGCUAAUCACUGGCAUAUUAGUAUUUUUGGUUGGCUCACCACUUUUAAGUCUGAAUAAGAUAAUCGAGAAGAAGAGUACUGAGGGUAUGCCUUUUCCCAUUAUAUUAACUGGUACACUGGUGACAGCAUCCUGGGCGUUAUAUGCGAUUUCUAUAAAAAAUCCAAUGAUGGCUUAUCAAAAUUUAUUUUUAUUGGCGCUGGGCUCCAUACAAUUAUCGUUAUUCGCUAUCUAUCCGAACUCGUCACCACUUCCGGAAUCGUCGGUGCAGCAUACGCCAUCAACGUUGGAACACAAAAAAUCCGAAAACAAAACAUCAAUCCCUUCAACCACAAGUGUUGAUAGUAAAAAGAAGAAUUGAUUGAGAUGCUACCUACUUGGUGGAGGAUGUGAAAGUGCCUGUAUGUUAGAGCUGCAGACAUAAAAUUAUAAACAAUAUCCUUCACUAAAUCUAUAUGAAUAAGUUUACAAUAAUAUGCUUGUGCUUUGAACAAUAUAAUUGCUAUGACGCAUUCUACUUAAUAUGCAUUCUUCCAAAUUUGCACAAAGUGCAAGUUACUUGAUAAAUAAAAA
Ceratitis capitata (Mediterranean fruit fly) is the source of this 1917-nucleotide messenger RNA. Its product is annotated as sugar transporter SWEET1. NCBI's taxonomy places the organism in Eukaryota, Metazoa, Arthropoda, Insecta, Diptera, Tephritidae. Gene Ontology annotation, cellular component: membrane. Gene Ontology annotation, biological process: carbohydrate transport. The record is from RefSeq and is a predicted model, not a curated record. The coding region runs from base 944 to 1705 and encodes 253 amino acids. Gene Ontology annotation, molecular function: sugar transmembrane transporter activity. The transcript is spliced from 3 exons.